GGUAUGGCAAAGGUUCAAGUGAACAACGUUGUGGUGCUGGACAACCCAUCGCCCUUCUACAACCCGUUCCAGUUCGAAAUCACCUUUGAGUGCAUUGAGGACCUCUCCGAAGAUUUGGAAUGGAAAAUUAUCUAUGUGGGAUCAGCAGAAAGUGAAGAAUAUGAUCAAGUGUUAGAUUCAGUUUUGAUGGGCCCUGUUCCUGCAGGAAGGCACAUGUUUGUAUUUCAGGCAGAUGCUCCUAAUCCUGAAUUUAUUCCUGAUGCAGAUGCUGUAGGAGUAACAGUCGUGUUAAUCACCUGCACCUAUAGAGGUCAAGAAUUUAUUAGAGUUGGCUAUUAUGUAAACAAUGAAUAUACUGAAACAGAACUGAGAGAAAAUCCUCCAGUAAAGCCAGACUUUUCUAAGCUCCAAAGGAAUAUUUUGGCGUCUAACCCCAGGGUCACAAGAUUACACAUUAAUUGGAAGGACAACACUGAAAAACUGACAGAUGCAGAGAGCAGCAACCCAAAUCUCCAAUCACUACUUUCUACAGAAGCACUGCCUUCUGCUUCAAAAGGAUGGUCAACAUCCGAAAACACGUUAAACGUUAUGUUAGAAUCUCAUGCGGACUGCAUGUGACUGGCUACCCUUCUGCGCUAUGUAUGUGUUAAGCUGUAGACACA
This is a messenger RNA of Elgaria multicarinata webbii, 662 nucleotides long. RefSeq names its product histone chaperone ASF1-like. Gene Ontology annotation, biological process: DNA replication-dependent chromatin assembly. Gene Ontology annotation, molecular function: histone binding. The record is from RefSeq and is a predicted model, not a curated record. The transcript has a single exon. The coding region runs from base 4 to 618 and encodes 204 amino acids. Gene Ontology annotation, cellular component: nucleus; chromatin. Lineage: Eukaryota; Metazoa; Chordata; Lepidosauria; Squamata; Anguidae.